Bufo gargarizans (Asiatic toad) is the source of this 1957-nucleotide messenger RNA. RefSeq names its product 2-phosphoxylose phosphatase 1 (gene PXYLP1). The record is from RefSeq and is a predicted model, not a curated record. The transcript is spliced from 8 exons. Gene Ontology annotation, biological process: dephosphorylation; glycosaminoglycan biosynthetic process; chondroitin sulfate proteoglycan biosynthetic process. Lineage: Eukaryota; Metazoa; Chordata; Amphibia; Anura; Bufonidae. Gene Ontology annotation, molecular function: phosphatase activity. Bases 247 to 1830 code for a protein of 527 amino acids. Gene Ontology annotation, cellular component: Golgi apparatus.
GGGAGCGUGGGGGGCACAGGCUGCACACCGGGCGCCCACCAUCACCCCCUCCAGUCCCUCUCCGUGUCUCCUCCUCUUCCUCCCUCCACUUUCUCUCAUUCAUCGCUCGGCCCCCGCCUCCUCCCUCUCUCCCUGUUCAGCGCUGUCCUCCCUUCUGUGCGAUCAUCCGGCUGAGUGAUCGGGUGCCAGAGAGGUUUGAUGGCAGAAACAAAGAAGCCAUGAAGACCAAGUAGAAGGAAUUGAAGAAUGCUUCUCCGAAACCGCUUUAUCUUACUGCUGGCCCUGGCUGCCCUUCUAGCCUUUCUAAGCCUCAGUCUUCAGUUCUUCUCCAGAUGGCUACCUGUCAGCAUGCAGCUUAAGACGCACACCCAUGUUCUCCCAGACACAAGUCAUGGCUGGAAGAAGUGGUCCAGGCCAGAUGGAAAAGACAGGAACAGUGAACAUUACCAAUCUGAGAACACGUGUCUCAACUGGUUACCAGUUCGGUUCAUACCCGCUAUGUCCGAGAGGGAAGAAGCACUUAGUGCCAAAAAUCGUAAAAGAAUCAUGCCGGACCUGCUGACCGAGCCUUCUGCAUCUGAUCCACUGUAUGAAGCCAACCUAUACUGUAAUACGCCUGGAGUAGCAGAGCGCAGCAUGGAAGGCCAUGCACCUCAUAACUUUAAACUGUUGUCCGUCCAAGUGAUGAUCCGUCAUGGUGAUAGGUAUCCACUGUAUGCUAUUCCGAAAACCAAGAGACCUGAUAUUGACUGUGUCCUGGAGCCAGACAGGAAGCCGUCCCACCCAAACUUGGCAGAUUUUAUUAAUCACAUGGUAAAAGGAUCAGAAGGCCAGCUGGACGGUACGUUGAGCAGCCUGCCACGUUUUCCCAGCCAUUCACAGUGCGAGAUGGGAGAAUUAACCCAAACAGGUGUUGUGCAACAUUUGAAUAACGGACAAAUUCUGAGGGAAAAUUACUUGAAGAAACACAAACUUCUGUCAAAAGACUGGACGGCAAAGCAGCUUUACAUUGAAUCCACUGGAAAAAGCAGGACGCUGCAGAGUGGGCUGGCCUUACUGUACAGCUUCCUGCCUGGCUUUGACUGGAAGAAGAUAAGCAUUAGGCACCAGUGGAGCAGUAUAUUCUGCUCCAGUCACUGUGACUGUCCCAUGAGGAACCACUACCUUGAAGAAGAGCAGCGUCGCCAAUACAGCUAUAGAAUUAAAAACGUCCAACUCGAAAAGACUUAUAUCGAUAUGGCCAAAGUGGUCGGGGUCCCCACUAGGCUGUUAAGAGCCUCCAAUCCCAUCGACUCUUUGCUAUGCCAUUUUUGCCACAAUGUCACCUUCCCCUGCACCAAGAAUGGAUGUAUAGACAUUGAGCACUUUAAGGUCAUUAAAGCACAUCAGAUCGAGGACGAGCGGGAGAGACAUGAGAAGCAGCUCUAUAAUAAGUAUUCACUUUUGGCAACCUACCCUCUGUUAAACCAGACCGCCGUCCGAAUGCAACGGAUAUCAGAAGGCAAACAGGCCGAAGUGUUUGCCUUAUACUCUGCCCACGAUGUGACCCUCUCGCCUGUCCUCAGUGCCAUUGGUCUCACGGAGGCCAGGUUCCCUCGUUUUGCCGCGCGCUUAGUAUUUGAACUAUGGCAAAAUACUGAGAAACAAAAGGAACACUAUGUUCGAGUUCUGUACAAUGGGGAGGAUGUCACUUUUCAGACUUCGUUCUGCAGGGAGCACCAGAGGCGCUCAAGCCGGCCUCUAUGUCCACUUUCCAAAUUUGUCAACUUUGUGAAGAAAGAAAUGUUCUCAGCCCUGAACAGUACCAGCUAUUAUGAUGCGUGUCAUUAAAGGUUGUUUUAGGGGUCCAUUCACACGUCUGUAGUUCUGGGUCCCCUUCAGACCCAUUCAUUUCAAUGGGGCCGCAAAAGAUGCGAACAGCAUACCGCGUGUCUGCAUCCAUAGUUCCGUUCCGCGG